AUGACUGCAGCAAUGUUGCUUCCAAGCAUAGAAGUACCAAAAUUUAAAGGUGAUCCUAUUGAGUUUGCCACUUUCAUGAUGGCAUUUGAUGCCAGAAUUGCUCCAAAUGCUUCGGGUGAUGCUGACAAACUGUACUACUUGGAUCAGCAACUUGAAGGGGAAGCCAAAGACUUGAUAGGUGGAUGCUUGUAUAUGAGUUCUUCAGAAGGAUAUACUUCAGCAAGGAGUUUGCUCAGUCAAGAGUAUGGCGAUCCCUACAAGGUGUCAAUGGCAUAUAUUAAGAAACUUAUUUCUUGGUCUGCACUGAAAUACGAAGAUCCUCAUGGCUUGUAUACAUUUGCUUUAUUCCUUAUUAAGUGCAGACAUGCCAUGACCAACUUGUCACACAUGGAAGUACUAAAUCAUCUUCCUAACCUUCAAGCAGUUGUUAAAAAACUUCCAACAUACCUUCAGAACAAGUGGUGUAGCCUGGCUGGACAUUUGAGGGAAGAAAAGGGAGGAGUUGAUUUUGCAGAUUUGGUUGAAUUUGUUUAUAAAAAGGCAAAGGCAGCAAACGACCCAACGUUCAGCAAGUUUGCUCUUCAAAUUCAAAAUAUUAUUCAAAGCCUGAAAACAACUCUGGUAGCUUCAAACUCAGAUAUUGUCAACAAAAGAACAAAAGUUCAAGCUUUGCUACCCAAGCAGAACUGA
Messenger RNA from Macrobrachium nipponense, 690 nucleotides. RefSeq lists its product as uncharacterized. The coding region runs from base 1 to 690 and encodes 229 amino acids. The transcript has a single exon. Lineage: Eukaryota; Metazoa; Arthropoda; Malacostraca; Decapoda; Palaemonidae. The record is from RefSeq and is a predicted model, not a curated record.